Messenger RNA from Aspergillus alliaceus, 609 nucleotides. RefSeq names its product GFA family protein. NCBI's taxonomy places the organism in Eukaryota, Fungi, Ascomycota, Eurotiomycetes, Eurotiales, Aspergillaceae. Gene Ontology annotation, molecular function: carbon-sulfur lyase activity. The coding region runs from base 1 to 609 and encodes 202 amino acids. The record is from RefSeq and is a predicted model, not a curated record. The transcript is spliced from 3 exons.
AUGGCCGACGACGUCCCAGCCGGAGGCGACCCCCUCCCCAACCCCGUCUCCGGCACCACCAACGAAGCAAGCUGGAAACACCGCGCCCCCUACAAAAUCCAAACAGACGAGGAAUUCGGCCCCGUCAAAUGGAUCGGAAGGUGCCAAUGCGGCCAGGUAGAGUACAAACUAAACCGGGAGAAACCAUUGAAGUCUAAAUACUGCCAUUGUCGGGGGUGUCAGGUAUUGCACGGCGCCCCGUUCCAAUGGGCCACUAUAUUCCACAAGGCCGACUUGACUUUCACCAAGGGCGCUGAUGGCUUGGCGUUUUAUUCUUCUACGGAAAAGUCGAGGGAGUAUAUGCUUCCGACUAAGGUGUCGUGCUCGUUCUGUCGCACGCCGAUUAUGGACGAGGGGAGGAAUGUUUGUCUUUUGUUUCCUGCGGCUAUUGAUUAUGGGGGGACGCAUGAGGGGAGGGAGAGAUGGAUUCAGGCUUUUGAAGUAGGGUGUCAUAUUUUCUAUAGUCGACGGGCAGUUGAGAUUCCAGAUGGGAAGCCGAAGUGGUCCGAGUUGGAUGAGAGUAGUGAGCUUUUGGAUGAUUCGGGGAAUCCGAAAAAGGGUAAAUCAUGA